AAAAAUGUAUGGAGCGCUCAGAAUUGUUGCUCAAGGUCGAUAUAUAAAGUCGAGGCGGGUAGGAAACUGGCGCCAUGUUGGCUCUACAAUAGAGAACGUCGUGUUUAAAACUACAGCGCUAGAGGAGCCAACAUGGCGACAACAGGGAUGCAGUUUCCUAGCAUUCUACUCCCAACAACAAGCUUCGAAUCUAAGGAGCUGCGCUCGGUAUCCAGGAAGUGAGAUCAGUGGGAGUUCGUGUAUUUGUGGGUCUAAAAUCGAAAAGACCCGAGUUCUUUCCAAAAAAAAAAAAAAACGACUUUCCUCUAAAAAAUUGUGGGGGUGGUUUAAGACCUAAAUUUGAAAAAAAAAAAAAAAAAAAAGAAACAAACAAAAACACUUUUGAUGCAGAUUAAAAAAAAAAGAGCUGGACAUAUUUUAAUUGGAUAACCAUGCAAGCAUAGAAACUAAAAUUGUGUAGGCCUUUCAACGAUGUUCAUAGAAAUGUUAUUAUUCUGCUUAGUUUAGGAGGAAAGACGGAAGAGAAAGAAUACAAUAAAAAAUCUGUAAAAACUAAAAAUGGAGAGAGUAACCAGCACAAAAAAGAGGGGAGCGAGGCAGGGAGAAGCUGGGCGAUUAGGAAACACACCUGGUAAACGGAUGCAAAUUUCUGAAGAUUAGAGAUUUAUUAAAAAGCAAAACUGCUACUUCUAAUAACGAAGCCACGGCAGACUAGAAAAUGGCACUGCGGUAAACAUGCCCACUUGGACCAGCGACGCGAUCGUUACGUGAUGGGCUGUGGGGCGAGCAAAGUACUUCCUGAGCCGCCCAAGGAUGUCCAGCUGGACCUGGUCAAGAAGGUGGAGCCCUACACCGGCCAGACUACUGACAAGUACAAGCACUUCAUCAAGGACGAUGGCAGCGGGGGCAAGGCUGUUGACAAGAUGGGCUCCCCCUCCCCACCACAGGCCACCAACAACCCCUACCCUGGGGGACCGGCCAACGGCCACCCGGACCCCAGCGACCCAAGAAGGAACAAGGUGGCCAAGUACCGGGCCAAGUUCGACUCUCGGGUCACGGCCAAGUACGAUAUCAAAGCCCUGAUCGGGCGUGGGAGCUUCAGCAGGGUGGUGCGGGUGGAGCACAAGAGCACCAAGCAGCCGUACGCCAUCAAGAUGAUCGAGACCAGGUACAGGGAGGGCCGGGAGGUGUGCGAGUCGGAGCUCAACGUGCUCCGCAGGGUGCGGCACACCAACAUCAUCCAGCUCAUCGAGGUGUUCGAGACGCAGGAGCGCGUCUACAUGGUGAUGGAGCUGGCCACCGGCGGGGAGCUGUUCGACCGCAUCAUCGCCAAAGGCUCCUUCACCGAGCGGGAUGCCACACGGGUCCUGCAGAUGGUCCUGGACGGGGUGAAGUACCUGCAUACCUUGGGGAUCACGCACCGCGACUUGAAACCAGAGAACCUGCUCUACUACCACCCGGGCAGCGACUCCAAAAUCAUGAUCACAGACUUCGGUCUGGCCAGCACCCGUAAAAAAGGGGACGAGUGCCUUAUGAAAACGACUUGCGGCACACCUGAGUACAUUGCCCCCGAGAUCCUUGUGCGGAAGCCCUACACUAACGCUGUGGAUAUGUGGGCGCUGGGGGUGAUCUCUUAUAUACUGCUUAGUGGCACCAUGCCAUUUGAAGAUGAUAAUAGGACACGGCUAUACAGGCAGAUAUUGAAGGGAAAAUACAGUUACUCAGGGGAGCCCUGGCCGAGUGUUUCCAACCUUGCCAAGGACUUUGUUGACCGUGUGGUCACUGUCGACCCCAACGAGCGGAUGACGGCCGGCCAAGCCUUGAAGCACCCCUGGAUCGUGACCAUGGCUGCCUCCUCUUCUAUGAAGAACCUGCACCGCUCCAUUUCCCAGAACCUCCUGAAGAGGGCGUCGUCUCGCUGCCAGAGCAUCAAGUCUGCUCAGUCCACGCGCUCCAGCCGCUCCACCAAAUCCAACAAGUCGAGGCGCGUGCGGGAGCGCGAACUGCGGGAACUCAACCUGCGCUACCAGCAGCAGUAAGAGAGAGGGCUGAGAGAGAACUGCAGGAGCUCAACCUGCGCUACCAGUAGCAGUAAAAGGGAGGGCUGAGAGAGAACUGCAGGAACUCACCCUGCACUACCAGCAGCAGUAAGAGGGAGGGCUGAGAGAGAACUGGAGGAACUCAACCUGCACUACCAGGAGCAGUAAGAGGGAGGGCUGAGAGAGAACUGCAGGAACUCACCCUGCACUACCAGCAGCAGUAAGAGGGAGGGCUGAGAGAGAACUGCAGGAACUCACCCUGCACUACCAG
Molecule: messenger RNA, 2310 nt
Organism: Acipenser ruthenus (sterlet)
Lineage: Eukaryota; Metazoa; Chordata; Actinopteri; Acipenseriformes; Acipenseridae
Product: serine/threonine-protein kinase H1-like
Exons: 3
Coding region: 771-2039 (422 amino acids)
Biological process (GO): protein phosphorylation
Molecular function (GO): ATP binding; protein kinase activity
Source: RefSeq, a predicted model, not a curated record